CCCGAAGGGCAUCUCUGGCGGGUCCGCGACCCCGCAGUGGCUUCCCGCGUUCCCACACCCUCCACCGCCCUCCCGCAGGACCGCGGAUGUAUUGCAAACAGGAAGCUCUUUGCAGAUAAGGCUGAGACCCAGCCUGAUUUGCUGGGAAGCCUGGCGGCCCCAGGCCACGCUCGCCUGGCCUGUGGGGCUCAGCGGCCUCUGUAAAUAGCAGCUAUGAGGCUCCCGGGCACAGUGUCCUCGCGGGUCCCCGACGGUCAGGACGUCCCCUUCGCCUGGCGUGCGCUGCAGGAGCCUGUGUCCCCCGAGCGCUCGUGAUGAAGCAGCGUCUGGCUCUGAUCGGCCUGGCCUUCCUGUGGCUGCUUCCGGGGGGACACCCUCAGCAGACAGCGGAGGACGCCUGCUCCCUGCAUAUUCUCGUCCCAGGCCUCAAAGGGGAUGCUGGAGAGAAGGGAGACAAAGGUGCACCCGGACGGCCUGGCAGAGUCGGCCCCACAGGAGAGAAAGGAGCCGUGGGCGACAAAGGACAGAAGGGCGGUGUGGGUCGCCAUGGAAAAGUCGGUCCCAUUGGUUCUAAAGGUGAAAAAGGAGAUUCUGGUGACAUGGGACCCCCUGGCCCCAAUGGAGAACCAGGCAUCCCGUGUGAAUGCAGCCAGCUGAGGAAGGCCAUCGGCGAGAUGGACAACCAGGUCACGCAGCUGACGACGGAGCUAAAAUUCAUAAAAAAUGCACUGCCCUCCCCCGCAGCUGUCGCCGGCGUGCGCGAGACGGACAGUAAGAUCUACCUGCUGGUGAAGGAGGAGAAGAGGUACGUGGACGCGCAGCUGUCCUGCCAGGGCCGCGGGGGCGCGCUGGGCAUGCCCAAGGACGAGGCCGCCAACGGCCUGAUGGCCGCCUACAUCGCGCAGGCCGGCCUGGCCCGCGUCUUCAUCGGCAUCAACGACCUGGAGCGGGAGGGCACGUUCGUGUACGCGGACCGCUCGCCCAUGCAGACGUUCAGCAAGUGGCGCAGCGGCGAGCCCAACAACGCCUACGACGAGGAGGACUGCGUGGAGAUGGUGGCCUCGGGCGGCUGGAACGACGUGGCCUGCCACGUCACCAUGCACUUCCUGUGUGAGUUCGACAAGGAGCACGUGUGAGCGGGCGGCCGUCCCCUCCGCCCCGCCCCGGGCCGCCCCUGCCCGCCCCCCCCCGUGCCCCUGCCCCCUGCGCUGGCGGCCCCCAGCCCCCCGGCUGCGUUUCUGGGCCGCGGACAGCGCGGUGCUCGGGAGGGAGGCCGCGGGGCUGGCUGGGGGCCUGGUGGCCGAGGAAGUCACCUGUUAGCCCUGCGCCGUCGCCUCCUGCUCCGUGGGGAAUUGUUACUCAGAAUCGCUCUGCCUUUGUCCAAACUAUACAAUAAAAGCUUGAAAUAUGACCGCAGUUGAGCACAAA
Molecule: messenger RNA, 1428 nt
Organism: Mustela lutreola (European mink)
Lineage: Eukaryota; Metazoa; Chordata; Mammalia; Carnivora; Mustelidae
Gene: COLEC11
Product: collectin subfamily member 11
Exons: 7
Coding region: 315-1136 (273 amino acids)
Source: RefSeq, a predicted model, not a curated record